Molecule: messenger RNA, 3841 nt
Organism: Nymphalis io (European peacock)
Lineage: Eukaryota; Metazoa; Arthropoda; Insecta; Lepidoptera; Nymphalidae
Product: mitochondrial genome maintenance exonuclease 1-like
Exons: 5
Coding region: 85-1296 (403 amino acids)
Biological process (GO): mitochondrial DNA replication
Cellular component (GO): mitochondrion
Molecular function (GO): single-stranded DNA exodeoxyribonuclease activity
Source: RefSeq, a predicted model, not a curated record
CAAUAACUAUUUCCUUUAAUUUCAUUUUCCAGUGGUACAUUCUUUAUAAUAUUCAUUAAAGGUUCAUCAUUUUAUCGCUUCGUAAUGCUUCGGCCGAUUAUUACAACCAGUCUCAAAACUUUUUUAGAAAAACAAAGUGUCAGAAAUAAAGUAGUUAAACCCGCUUCAUUCUUGAAACCGGCGGACAAAUUAAAGCAAUUCAAUAAAGAGAAUAAGGAACUCUUCGGACCCUUGUUGGAAACGAACAAGCAAAAAAAAAGUAGAUUGCGAAAGGAAGCUAAAAAUAGAUCACAUCAAAACAACGAAGUGACCGCAUCGAAUGAAAGUACGCAAAAGUUUAUCGACGUUACGAGACAAGAUGCUGAAGUAAAUCAGAACCUUUGUGCUAAUAGAAGAAACAACAGUGUUAUUAAGAGUGUAAAAAGUUUUAAACACAAUAUGUGGCAAAACACGAGGACUUGUUUUAAUCUAGUAGGAAUAUUGUUUAAUGGGACACCAGUCAGAGGCAUAAAGACAUUUGUAGUGAAUAAUGCCACAGGUAGUUCAGCUGCCCAGCCUGGAUAUGUAAGCGAAGACAAAAUUCUCCAAAUUAAACAACACCAGAAUGACUAUGCCCAACAGUUCCCAUCAGUUACUUUAAUAUUAAACAAGACAAUGACUGAAGAGUCAAAAAAAUUAUUAGAUAAGUGGAAGAAAGAAAGGAUAGAAGAAAUGGGUUUGGAAGAGUUCAAUAGAUUUUAUCAAGCUCAAUUAGCAUCUGGCACAAAAUUUCACAAUACCCUCAAGACAUACUUUACGAAACCAAGGACCCAAUUACGUAUAGAAAAAGAUGUGGAAGGUGUCUGGUUGUCCGUCGCGGAGGUAUUGAAAAGUAUAUCUUCACCGAAGGCGAUAGAAUCAAAUGUAGUGCACCCAGUGUUAAAAUACAGAGGAGUAUUUGAUGCUAUUGCUGACUAUGAAGAAAAACCAACGCUUAUUGAAUGGAAGAAAUCAGAUAAACCACGAAAAUCGAUAUCAAUGACCUACGACAAUCCAGUCCAGCUGGCAGCUUACUUUGGUGCAGUGUGCAAUGAUCUGAAUUACAAACACUUCAACGUACGAGAUGCUUUACUAGUCAUAGCUUACACUGAUGGUUCUAAAGCAGAUGUAUACCAUCUGUCUAUGGAGAAGCUUAGAGAACAUUGGGCACAAUGGUUGAUCAGACUGGAAGAAUAUAUGGAGAAAUAUAGCAAUAAUUCAGAGAAGAUUUUAAAGGGUGGAAAACGGUUGUUUGAGGAGGAACUUGGGAAACUCUAAUACUUUAAGAGACAAUUCAUCAAUCACCCUUUGGAUCUUAUCUACGAGAUAAUCGUCGAAACAAUAGAAAACCUCACAAUUGGAGUCUCGCUGGAUUGAGAAAUAAUAUGUGGUAUGAUAUUACUUAGAAAUGUAACAAUUUAUGUAAAUAAAUUAGCAAAAACACACAAAGCAAGUUUUGUAGUAAAAAUAUAAGAAGUUUCUUUAUACUUUCACGUGCACUACAUAAAAAGGCGAAUUAAUAUUUGUUUGUAAUGUAAUUAAUAUAUUUUGUGGUCAAUAAAAUAAUUAAUAAAAUGAAAUAAAAAAAAUAUUCCAUUGCUAAUGACAUUUCUGGAGUGAAUGCAUUUAUUAAUUCCAGUUCUUAUAUGUAUCAUUAAAUGUAUGGAACAUUUGUAGUUCUUAUUCUGCUGGUAUAAAAAUAUUAAGAUAAUAUAUUUUUACAUUAAAUUAGAUGGCUAAAGAAUGACAGUGAAUUAUUCAAUGAACAUUAUUAAGACGAUAUGUUUAAUAUUAUUUUGCCUUAGAAUUUAUAUUUUAAAACAAACUUAAAUUAAACUCGAAUAAAUAUAUUUGACAAAUUCUGUGUUUCCAAAAGUUUACAAUUAUUCAUAAAAUCAAAGUUGUUACAAAACAAUUGUUAAGUUUAUUUUAAAGCUGUGUUUUCACUCAAAUAUUUUGUAAAUCUUGUCUUGGCUAUGCUUUGCAAUUCUUUGUAAAGUCAAAAUCAUUACAAAAAAUUGUAAAGUUUAUUUUUGCAAACAAUUUAUGGUAAUAACAGAAAGUUAUUGUCAACAUGUGACAACACAAAAUUGCUAUUUUUUUCUAUUGAGGUGUUGCAGCGUAUUGUUUACAAAAAUAUGACAAUAAUUUUGUCAUGUGUGGCUUGAAUUAAAGAUCAAAUGAGACUGGGAUUAAGACUGGAAUUGUUAUCGGGUUUGUUAUGUAUUUGAAUCUUAAAAUGUCGUUAGAAGAAAAAUAGAGCUCCUAUAAUAACAACAGCCAAACUUACAACUCGAAGCUAAAAGAGAGCUUAAAGAUAAAUCUACUGUUUUGUAGAAAAUGUUGAUCAAGGCGUGUAAAAAAUAAGUUAUAAGAUACCAAUACACAUGUAUAUCAAGUUAAAUAAUAUAAUGAAAGGAGUUAUAACACCUUAAUAUGCCUGUAUUGCGUCUAUUUAUUUAUAAAAAUAUGAUAGCUUCAUUAAUUUACAUAGCUUAAACAAUAACACUGUAAGCACAGCUUUAUGUUACAGAUUCAUAAUGUAAGUAAAUCGUAGCACUGUAACUAUUUAUGUUUAAAAAAAAUAUUUAAUUAAAUGUGCAAAGGUGUUACCUGAUAGUAAAUCACUAUCGUCCAUUAAUAUCAAGAUUUAUACGAAGCACCAUUCCUGUAUAUAUAAUCUAUAAUUUAGCAUUAUGACUAUGCUUAAGCAAACAUGUGUGUUGGUACCUUAAUAAACUAAUUGGCUUAAAAAGUUAUGUCUGGUUUUAGUAUGGUGACAAUCAUUAGUAUUAAUUUAUGUCUUUGCACAUUCUAUUAGUCGAUUUUGUAAAUUAUUAUUGUAUAAAUAAUUAAAUAAAUUCUUUGGCAAGACCGUUGGCUUAGUUGGUAGAUACGCCUUUCAUGCCGAAGGUUGUGGGUUCGAUUCCCACCCAAGUCAUACAUGUGCAUGAACAUGUCUGUUUCUCCUGAGUCUUGGUGUAAUUAUCUAUAUAAGUAUGUAUUUACAAAAGAAAAGCAGUAUAUGUAGUAUAUCAGUUGUCUGGUUUCCAUAGUACAAACUCUGCUUAAUUUGGGAUCAGAUGGCCGUGUGUGAAUAAUGUCCCAAGAUGUUAUUAUUAUAUUAUUGUUUUAUUUGGAUCUUUUUUACUUAGUCAAAGUUGUCUCAUUUGUUAUAUAUAACACUAGAAAAUAUUUCUUUUAUUUUUAAGAUAGUUAUAAAUUCAAAUGAAAAAAAAACUACGACAAGUUAUUUAUUUUAUUUUUUAAUGUAGUACACUGUUAUCUUAUCUGUUUGAAUAGAAGAAAAUGCGAGCAUUGUGAUCGUGGUAUUUAUGAGAGCUUAUCAAAAAACAUAUAUAAAUACCACGUCUAAUUGGUUAACCUUAAUCUAUACAGCUUACUUGGUACAUGAAGGUUAUAUUAAUAAAAUCGCAGAUAAUUUUUCAAUACUUCUCGAAUUCGUUUUUUUUUUGUUUUAAAUAGAAUGUGUUCUUAGUAUGCCAAAUAAAUCUGUAAUAACUAGUCAGUUUAUUCUCAUUGUCGCUUCUAUAUGUAUACAAAAAUAUUAGUUUUCAUUUAAUUUUGUGAAAUGUAUAUCAAUGUUAGUAACAUUUUCUUUGUUUUUACAAAGAACUUGACUUCUAGAUGAUUAGAUUAUUAAAACCUGUAAAUUAUAUAGCCAUUAUCAGUAUGUUAUUAUGUAUAAACAUAAUAUCUUUUGUUCUCGUUUAUCAGAAAUCGAAGCAAUUUUUGUUUGAAAGUCUGUGCCAUUUCUGAUUCAUUUUGUGAUCUAAUUUAAUUAUGUUUUUAUUGUUAUAAA